Molecule: messenger RNA, 1361 nt
Organism: Tremella mesenterica DSM 1558
Lineage: Eukaryota; Fungi; Basidiomycota; Tremellomycetes; Tremellales; Tremellaceae
Exons: 7
Coding region: 24-1361 (445 amino acids)
Biological process (GO): nuclear membrane reassembly; autophagosome assembly; membrane fusion
Cellular component (GO): cytosol; nucleus
Molecular function (GO): ubiquitin binding
Source: RefSeq, a predicted model, not a curated record
CUUAAGCUUGCUAGAUUUGGGUCAUGCCCGGCCUUCAACCUACUCAGCAGGAUAUCGAUCAAUUCGUGUCUAUAACCCAAGCCAAGCCUGAGGACGCGAAGCACUUUCUGUCCGCAGGUACCACGUUGGAAGGUGCUAUUGAAGAUUACUUUGCCGCUCAGGUAGAAGACGAACCACCAAUGUCUGACACGCCACCCGUUCAAGCGGUCGAAUCACCUCUACCUACCCCCGCUGCCGUUACCGGUGCCAGAACAUUGGGAGGUGAAGUGGUGGAAUCGGAAUUGCCCCCUGGAUGGGGUGAGCCUCCUAGGCGAAUGAGUACACUCACUGAACUCACUGCUCCGCGACCAGGUUCUGCUCCUCAGAAUGAAGACGACGAAGUUCCGAAACCCGGUGAAACCCUUUACGCAGGUGGAGAAAAGAGUGGAUUAGCCAUUCAAAACCCUGAUAGAGGUACAAACUCUCGUCGUAUCGUUGAUGAUAUUCUUCGUCAAGCGGCCGAUAAUACCCCUUCUGCGGUUGCUGCAAGAUCCAACGAUAUCCCUUCUACAGCAUUCGGAGGACGUGGUAACGUCCUAGGAACAGAAGAUGAUCCUAUCCCUCCCGGCAGUCCCAUCCCUCCCCCUCCAUCAUCUUCUGGAGGUUUACCAAGUGGUGUAGUGGGUAUUCAACCACAACAAGGUAGAGGAGAAGGAGAAGUUCAAACUCGUCGAUUGACAUUUUGGAAAGAUGGGUUUAGUAUUGAAAAUGGUCCUCUUCAUCGAUAUGAUGAUCCUGGUGCAAGAGAUCUUCUAGAGACUAUUCAAGCUGGUCGAGCACCAUUAUCUUUGUUUAAUGUCAAAUAUAAUCAACCUUUACAAUUGGAGGUUGAACAGAAGACUGGAGAAAAUUACGUUCCGCCACCUAAACUACCUAUGAAACCAUUUGAAGGAGGUGGGAAUAGGUUAGGAAGUCCAGUUCCUCAAGUCGAAUCCAGUGUGGGACCUAGAGGAGGAAUAUUGGAAAGUCAAAAUCAUAUGCCAGGUAGUUUUACUACCUCAAGUAUCUCAGGAGCUAGCACGAGUUCAAGUACGAGUGGAGUUGGAAUCGGAACGGGAACGAUACCUACCAAAUUUUCGGUGGAUGAAAGUAAACCUACUACAAACGUUCAGUUGAGAUUAGCAGAUGGGACUAGGUUGGUAGUCAAAGUGAAUUUGACAAGUACCGUCGGAGAUCUAAGGGGUUUUGUCAUUGCUUCUCGAUCGGAUAAUAGACGAUUCGUUUUACAAACGACUUUCCCGAAUCGCGAAUUGACCGAUUUAGAUGAGACGGUAGAGAGUGCGAAAUUGCAGAAUGCAGUGGUGGUGCAACGUUACGUUUAA